Diprion similis is the source of this 3405-nucleotide messenger RNA. RefSeq names its product carboxy-terminal domain RNA polymerase II polypeptide A small phosphatase 1 (gene hzg). NCBI's taxonomy places the organism in Eukaryota, Metazoa, Arthropoda, Insecta, Hymenoptera, Diprionidae. The coding region runs from base 925 to 1806 and encodes 293 amino acids. Gene Ontology annotation, molecular function: RNA polymerase II CTD heptapeptide repeat phosphatase activity. The transcript has 4 exons. The record is from RefSeq and is a predicted model, not a curated record.
GCCUGAAUGCAUAGUAGUCAAAUCUCCCUAGAAAAACCCCACUACAGAGUGGUCUACAAUGGACGCGUCAGCAUCAUAGACACAACACAUGUUUGCAAAGGCAAAUGCACACAUAAAUAAUGUUCCGUGAGUGCGCUGUGUAGACGCGUAAAGAUCAACCAUCUUGAGGUUAUACGUUAGUAACUCAGUAAACUGUGGUCUGAAAUUCCAUCGCGGUCCCGCCCCAAGUGUAUCCUUGUUUCGGUAUAUUUGGUCCAUUCAUGAACCAAAGCCGAGAACUCGAGACGAUGAUGAUAAACUGUGGUCGUAGUAGUCACGUACAACACAUCGUCUCGUAGUAAUUGGCAGUAAUACCCAGUUAUACCGUGGUGGCAGUGGUGCAGGGACUCAUUCUACAGUUUAGUGUGGGUUUGUGUACUAUAAAUAAACCUAAUGAAGGGAGCUCGGAAUGUUUUAACAAUUCUACGAAAGCAGAAUUAAAACUGACCGUCUACUAAGUAAGCAGUGUGUUGAAAAGGUGCGGUGAUGGUCGUUAGAGGUUGAAAAAGAAGACAAGAAAAAAAGUACACAAAGAUUGGUGGAAGUGCAGCGUUUCAACGAAGAUAAAUUUGAGUGAAAGUACAUAAGGCAACCAGCGGCGUUAAUCUCUGGGUUAAUCGGUGCAGUUUUUUGGUACACGUAGUAAUUCUUCACCGAUAGAUUGAGAAAAAUUUUGCUUCUAUGUAUGUAACUCUCUAGCAUAGUGGGCAUAGUGUAGCGGUAGGUACUGUAGCGAUUGAAAACAUCGUAACCUGUGCGUCCGCCAUUUUGAAAUUACGCACGUCGCUGCUGAAAAUCGUGCGUGUUUUUAGUUAUUUUUUUCGAUUGAUAGUUACAAAAUCACGGAGUUCACGAUUGAGUCGAAGAUCAACAACAAAUGUUUAAAUGGACGCAUCGUCCAUUAUAACCCAAGUUUCGCGGGAUGACGAACUAGGCCAGUUUAACAACGAGAAAGUUCAAUUACCAAAGGAAAAUGAAGUUGCCAGUGGGCCAAGAAAUGGAAAGAAGCCAAGAGGGCGAGGCCUUCUACGGUCCUUGCUCUGUUGCUUGGGACGAGGACGUGGCAGUAGUUCGAAAAGUUCGAAAGCCAGUUCUUUGCAGGGUGAUGGAAGAGUUUCGCCAUCCCUUGGUAGCGGCUCCCCUCGGUUUUUAUUACCCCCAGUUCGCCACCAGGACAUGCAUAAAAAGUGCAUGGUGAUUGAUUUGGACGAAACGUUAGUUCAUAGUUCAUUCAAGCCGAUUAAUAAUGCUGAUUUUGUCGUACCCGUCGAAAUAGAUGGUACAGUGCAUCAGGUCUAUGUACUAAAGAGGCCUUAUGUCGAUGAAUUUUUACAAAGAAUGGGCGAGCUCUACGAGUGUGUUUUAUUCACUGCCAGCCUUGCCAAGUACGCUGACCCGGUAGCAGAUCUAUUGGACAGAUGGGGCGUAUUCAGGGCAAGAUUGUUCAGAGAGUCGUGUGUCUUCCACAGAGGAAAUUAUGUUAAGGACCUUAACAAGUUGGGUCGAGAUCUUCAGCAGAUUAUAAUUGUUGACAACAGUCCUGCUAGCUACAUUUUUCAUCCAGACAAUGCGGUACCGGUGGCGUCGUGGUUCGAUGAUAUGACAGACUCGGAACUGCUGGACCUGAUACCUUUUUUUGAGAAGCUUACCAAGGUGGAUAACAUCUACACGGUACUUUGCAACAGUAAUCAUCCCUACAACCAGGCUCCAUCUACGCGACAAAAUAGUCCAAGCCCAGUUUCAAGUCCGCCUGUUGUCAACUCCUAGCAAAGUCAGUCAUCUGGUUUAGCAGCCAGCAACAGCAUCCCUCAGCACUCCGUAAGGAGGGCUCUUAUCCGUGCCCUCUACAUCGCUCACUUGUUGUGUUACGGACAGCCAACUGUGCCCAGCUAGGUUACAGACAGACUAGUAUACAUCCAGAUUUGUUCACUAGUCCUGCGUAAUGCAAUUGAACAUAAACGAAGCGAGCUUAGAACUCGGUGUGAUGGUUCAAUGUGCUUAACCAGCGACUCUAGCUUUUUUUAUCGACAGAUAAUGAUCAAAGUAUAAUAUUACUCUGAGCAUUAAGGAGCUUGCUUCUUAUUCUCCUUGCCCCAAAUUGUCGACUAUAAUACCUCUGCCUUGAUUACGACCAUCCACAACCAAUAACCAAGGUAUUAUUCUUUAAUCUGACGACGGUUUGUAUUUGGUCUGUAUUUCAAUCCAUUAGAUGGGUCUAACACAGUAAGAAGAGUUUCAAAUUUUGGUCGAUGUCUGAGAGGAUUGAAAUCAACUGCUUUAGCUGACAAAGCAGCAGUCGAAGUAUAGAAGAAAGAUGGAGUUAUGCUUCAACGAAUUUGAAAUUUGUUGCUAUAAUCCAUCUCUAAAGCUUAUUGAAAAUUGGUACGUUUCUACUAGGAGAUCUACCUUUGCUGUUUAUUAAACGGGAUAUGACAUUUAAGACUACCGAUAGAAAAUAAAUACAUACAUCGUGAGAUAUUUUUGGACGUUGUAAAAUGACGCAAAAUGCAUAUGGUUUAAAAUCAACACACUUUGUAUUCAACGUUGGUUUUUCAAAUGAAGUUAAACACGUAGAUAUUUAUGGGUAAACGCUACUAAUAUUCGACAAAGUAUCACCCCGUAAGGUAAUACUGUGCUUUACCACAAGAUUUUCCACCGUUAUCUGAAAAAUUGUGCCGAAUUUAUAUCAAAUUCUUUCUGUUUUCACUUUUUUGGAUCAAAGAAAUGCUCAAUACAACUCCAACAAAAUAAUAAUAGCUCGCUAAAACAGUCGUAAUCAAAAAGGGGAUGGUGAAAUAGAUUGAUAGAUUGCUUUCCGAUUUCUUUAAAUGAGAAUGAAUUAGUUUGAAUACAUUCUAGAAACGUGUGAAGAUUUGCUAAUGGAAUACUGCUUCAGAAAAAUUGGAAAUAACGUUGAGAUGAACUUACUUGUAAUUAUAAAUAUUUUUUCACACAAUCAAUUUUGAAUAUUACAUUUAGCAUAAAAACAGUAAUUACUGAUUUCUCACGUGCAACUUCUUUCACUUAUGUUUUAUGUUUCUAAUCCUAAUCUAAUACCUACCCACAUAUUUGAUUUUUCUGAUGCGCAGAUUUUGAUCACAGUUCUUCCAUUCUUCCAUACACGACAAUUAGAUGCAUUUAUACAGUAAAAUAAUUUAUAAUAGUGGUACAGUUUAUUAUUAAAUGUCACUGCUGUUAAUACCGUGGUGCAAUCAGUUACGAUUGGUAUUGUUUAAAUUAAUUAUAUGUUGACAACAGCAUGUCGACCAUGAGAUGUAACUAAAUUGGAUAUUGCAUAUCAAACAUGCUAAGUACUGAACUGCUCACUGCAGGGUAUUUAAAAAAAUUUCAGUUCCAUUUUUUUCA